Messenger RNA from Python bivittatus (Burmese python), 6241 nucleotides. RefSeq names its product catenin delta 2 (gene CTNND2). Gene Ontology annotation, biological process: cell-cell adhesion; dendritic spine morphogenesis. NCBI's taxonomy places the organism in Eukaryota, Metazoa, Chordata, Lepidosauria, Squamata, Pythonidae. Gene Ontology annotation, cellular component: cytoplasm; postsynaptic density; plasma membrane. The record is from RefSeq and is a predicted model, not a curated record. Gene Ontology annotation, molecular function: protein binding.
AUGCAAGAGCCUUCUGGUGAACCAGUUCAGCUGAGGAGCAGUUUCACUGGCAAACACAAGCAUUUUGUUACAGAUGGUCAAAAGGAUAUAGAAGAUGAGCUUACAACUGGUCUUGAACUUGUGGACUCUUGUAUUAGAUCUCUACAAGAAUCAGGAAUACUUGAUCCACAGGAUUAUUCAACUAGUGAAAUGCUUCGGCGUAGAAAAAACGGCUUGAACGCCAAGCCCUUAAACAUUAGACGACCUUAUUUCGGCUACGAGGAGGCGAAGGACGUAGUUGUAUUUAUCAUCAGCUACAAAUUCGAGCGCGUACUCGAAAAUCUGCUGUGGGGUGCGUUUAAUUCCUUCCGCGGUUCUCCGGAGGGGGAGGCGGGGGGGAGGGCCGGGAGCGGGCUGGCCAGACGGCCUCCCUUCGCUGCCUCCUUUGACCGCCUCUCGUCUGCCUGUUUACUUGCUCGUCUCCCCGCCCAUCCCCCUCCUCCGCAGGGCGCCACCGGCCGGACUGCCCACCUCGCCGCCUCGGAGCCGCCGCCACCCCCGUCGCAGCCGCUGCCCAGGGAGACCUUCGCGCCCAGCCAUGGGAGCGCCUUCCACUUGCCGGACUCCUCCUCCUCCUCCUCCUCCUCGCAGCAGCCGCCGCCGCCGCAUUCACCGGCCCUCUACUACUCCAGCUCCACGCUGCCGGCGCAGAGAGUGAGCUCGCCCCUGUCCAUGCAGCAGGUGGGCUCGCCUACCAAGCUCCAGCGGGCGGGCUCCGCCUCCGAGAGCGCCGCCGCCGUCGCCGGCGGGUACGGCACCACACAGCGGGUCUCCUCUCCCAAGCAGUCGCCCAGCCGCCUGGCCAAGUCCUACAGCACCAGCUCGCCCAUCAACAUCGUCGUCUCCUCGGCGGGGCUCUCGCCUUCCCCGAUCCGGGUCACCUCCCCGCCCACCAUCCAGUCCAACAUCUCCUCCCCCAUCCAUCAGCUGAGCUCCACGAUCGGCACCUACGCGACCCUCUCGCCCACCAAGAGGCUGGUCCACCCUUCCGAGCAGUACAGCAAACACUCCCAGGAACUCUAUGCCACGGCCACUUUGCAGAGACCCGGAAGCCUGGCAGCUGGAUCCCGGGCUUCGUACACAAGUCAGCAUAGCCACCUGGGCUCAGAACUAAGGGCACUACAAUCUCCAGAACAUCAUAUAGAUCCUAUUUAUGAGGACAGAGUGUAUCAGAAACCCCCUAUGAGGAGUCUCAGCCAGAGUCAGGGAGACCCUCUUCAACCAGCACAUACAGGCACAUAUCGCACUAGCACAGCCCCAUCUUCCCCUGGUGUCGACUCCGUACCCUUACAGCGCACAGGCAGUCAACUCGGCACACAGAAUGCAUCAGCGACUUUCCAGAGGGCCAGCUAUGCAGCAGGCCCUGCCUCCAAUUACGCAGAUCCCUACCGACAGCUGCAGUAUUGUCCUUCUGUUGAAUCACCAUACAGCAAAUCUGGACCAGCCAUCCCACCUGAGGGAACCUUGGCUAGGUCACCUUCUAUUGAUAGCAUUCAGAAAGAUCCCAGAUCUUUCAUGAACCCUUUUUCCUGGAUGAAGGUUGCCUCCAAUAAGAUUUCAAAUACGCAUUCAAAUGUAGAGUUUGGGUGGAGAGAUCCAGAACUUCCAGAAGUUAUUCAGAUGUUACAGCAUCAGUUCCCUUCAGUACAAUCUAACGCUGCUGCUUAUUUACAGCAUCUCUGCUUUGGCGACAAUAAGAUAAAAGCUGAGAUAAGAAGACAAGGAGGGAUACAAUUACUGGUGGAUCUAUUGGACCAUCGAAUGACAGAAGUCCACCGUAGUGCCUGUGGGGCUCUGAGGAACUUGGUAUAUGGGAAAGCUAAUGAUGACAACAAAAUUGCUUUGAAAAAUUGUGGGGGUAUUCCAGCACUAGUACGAUUACUCCGAAAGACUACAGAUUUGGAAAUCAGAGAACUGGUCACAGGAGUUCUCUGGAAUCUUUCUUCUUGUGAUGCACUGAAAAUGCCAAUUAUCCAGGAUGCUCUAGCAGUGUUGACCAAUGCAGUGAUCAUUCCUCAUUCCGGAUGGGAAAAUUCCCCCCUCCAGGAUGACCACAAAAUUCAGCUUCAUUCAUCACAGGUGCUGCGCAAUGCCACUGGGUGCCUAAGGAAUGUCAGCUCUGCUGGAGAAGAAGCCCGCAGAAGAAUGAGAGAAUGUGACGGACUUACCGAUGCAUUGCUUUAUGUGAUUCAGUCUGCUCUAGGAAGCAGUGAAAUUGAUAGCAAGACCGUUGAAAACUGUGUGUGCAUUUUAAGGAACCUCUCAUAUAGACUCGCUGCAGAAACAUCUCAGGGACAGCAAAUGGGGACGGAUGAACUCGAUGGUUUACUUUGUGGUGAUGCCAAUGGAAAAGAUGCAGAAAGUUCGGGAUGCUGGGGCAAGAAGAAGAAGAAAAAGAAAUCUCAAGAUCAGUGGGAUGGAGUUGGUCCUCUCCCCGACUGUGCAGAACCACCAAAAGGAAUCCAGAUGCUGUGGCACCCAUCCAUAGUCAAACCCUACCUCACACUUCUCUCUGAGUGCUCAAAUCCAGAUACACUGGAAGGGGCAGCUGGUGCAUUACAGAAUUUAGCUGCAGGUAGCUGGAAGUGGUCUGUAUAUAUCCGGGCUGCCGUACGGAAAGAAAAAGGCCUGCCCAUACUAGUAGAGCUUCUUCGAAUAGACAAUGAUCGGGUGGUAUGUGCGGUUGCAACAGCUUUACGGAAUAUGGCCUUAGACGUCCGAAAUAAAGAACUAAUAGGCAAGUAUGCCAUGCGGGACCUGGUUCACCGGCUUCCGGGAGGUAACAACAGUAGCAGUUCAGCAAGCAAGACCAUGUCUGAUGAUACCGUUACUGCCAUUUGCUGCACCUUGCAUGAAGUCAUCACAAAAAAUAUGGAAAAUGCCAAGGCCUUACGGGAUGCAGGAGGAAUUGAGAAACUUGUUGGCAUUUCCAAGAGUAAAGGAGACAAGCAUUCACCAAAAGUAGUGAAGGCAGCAUCUCAGGUCUUAAAUAGCAUGUGGCAGUACAGAGAUCUGAGAAGUCUAUACAAAAAGCGGGUGGCCCCAGACUUCAGAGUGGCUGAGGACAGAGGAUUUUCACCUACCCAUCAUUCUGAGUCAUGGCACGCUCAGCAUUCCCUCUCCCAGAACCAAGAAACCAGAAUCUAUUCCCAGACCCAGGAUGGAUGGUCACAGUAUCAUUUUGUAGCUUCAUCAUCAACGAUAGAGAGGGAUAGGCAAAGGCCGUAUUCUUCCUCACGCACACCUUCCAUUUCUCCGGUGCGCAUGUCUCCCAACAAUCGUUCAGCAAGUGCCCCAGCCUCCCCUCGGGAAAUGAUCAGUUUAAAAGAAAGAAAAACAGAUUAUGAGUCAACUGGAACAAAUGCUACUUACCAUGGGAAUAAAGGAGAGCACACCUCUAGAAAAGACACCAUGACAGGUCAGAACUCUGGAAUCUCUACUUUGUAUAGAAAUUCUUAUGGUGCACCUGCUGAAGAUAUUAAACACAACCAAGUUUCAACACAGCCCGUCCCACAGGAGCCCACGAGAAAGGAAUACGAACCAUAUCAGCCAUUUCAAAAUUCAACCAGAAACUAUGAUGAGUCCUUCUUUGAGGACCAAGUGCAUCAUCGCCCACCUGCCAGCGAGUACAAUAUGCACCUGGGACUCAAGUCCACUGGCAACUACGUCGAUUUCUAUUCUGCUGCUCGGCCCUAUAGCGAACUCAAUUAUGAAACAAGCCACUAUCCAGCCUCUCCAGAUUCCUGGGUUUGAGAUCUGGGCGAGAAGAAAGAAGAGGUCCAGGAAUUGUGCAUGUGCAUGCAUAUCACGAGACAUUCUUUUCCUGCAAAUUUAGUUUGUUAAAGCCUGUUCCGUAGGAAGGCCCUAAUACUCAGUCUGGAACAAUUAAGGGAUCUUUAGGUGGCUAAGAGAAUGGGAAGCUAAGCGUGGGAGUGUUAAUUAGAAAGAGUGCGAUGUGUAUCUAUUUCUGUAUCUAUAGAAUCCUGUCUCUUAAAUAUAGAUAUAGAAAUAUAUGGGGGGCGGGGAGGGCAGCUUUGCAGUUGACCUUGUAAUGUAGAGGUUGAAACAGAUAGUACUGUACACUGAAUGUGGCUGAAGGAAGUUAGGGAAGUUGAAACCACCGAAGUGAGUCCAGCGUUAAGCACAAGAAAACGAAGAGUUUACAAACCUUAUGGGGGACAGCUUCUCACCCUUUGUUUCUUCAUCCAUUGUGAAUCUAGGCUUCAAGUUGCAUUUGGGAUUUCCUCUGUACAGCAAGAUGUUUCUUGCCUUUUGUUAAUGCAUUGUUGUAAAGUAUUUGAUGUACAUUACAGAUUUAAAAACCAGAGAGAGAGAGAGCGAAGUGCAUUGUGUAUAUUACACCAAUGCCACAGUGUUUCUUCAUCUAUGGUUCUAAAUAUUGCUUCAAUUACACAACUUUGAAAUAUGUAUGAAUUUCCAGGGGUAAGGGAGGGGUUUCUUUUCUUUUCUUUUCUCUUUUCCUUUUCUUUUCUUUUUUCUUUUCCCCAGUGCGUUUUAACAGGAGAAAACAAAAACUGAUAUUUAGCAGUAUUGUUCGUUCUGAUAUGUGAAUUUGUUUGUGGCAACUAAAAAAAAGGCAUUCAGCAGUUUCUGACAAUUAACAUUCAUCAUUCCACACUCCUUGUCAACAAAGUGCUUUUUCACUGCCUAAAAUUUUAGAUGUAGAUAUUUGAAAUAGAUUUUUUCAUUUAUACCAGUUUUCUUUAUGAUGAUACAGUGUUAAAAGAAAAUAAAUUACAAUUGAUCUGUCAUCCAUAUUUGCUAAGAAUGUCUAUUUCCAAGAUCCUUAAUCAAAAUAUACAUUCUUGCUCAUGUAUGUACGUAUGUAUGUGUCUGUCCUCACCGUGUGUGCAUACUAUUUUGUGUGUAUGUUUGUGCAACAUAAAACAGUGUUCCAUCAUGGUGUUGCCAGACAUAAUAGAAUUCUGUUUUGUGUAUAAGAAUCUGGUGGCCUUCAGAUGAAAUGCAAGACCUUUUGCACGCUCAUACACAAAAAAACAGGUGUAUAGGCUUGCUCAGCGUAGCAAUACAUUCAGCUGUUGGUUUCAGUUUGCUUCUGCUUUGGGUAUGGAAGGCAGUAUUAUAGAUGUUGCUAAUAUCUCAAACCAAAAUGUUGAAUGAGAGAGUAUGUUUUGCACUAGUACAGUUGUUUCCCCAGUCUGGCAGGGAAGGGAGAUAUGCUCUGCUGACACUUCUAGCAAGGAAAGCAAACUACGGCGGGAAGGCAGGAGAUGCUACGUAGAUGCUGGAGCUUUGCAUUAUUACAGCAGCCCCCUCAAUGGAAGAUGACGCCUGGGGCAUUACUUGAGAUGCUCUGCUGACUCCAGAGCAAACCAGUCUACCAGAGGAGUAGGCAGAAUUUCCUAGAAAGAUCAGAACAUGGUGAUGGGUUCUAAUUUCUGUCCAUCUCCAAAGAGUAUAUAGAAAAUACCAAACACUUUUGUCCAUUUUAAACACCUGCCUAAACAAAUUUAACAGAGGAAGAUGGGAGAUGCCUGGUCUAUCGUGUGAGAAACAUUGGUAAGUAUAAGCAAUCCUCUGUAGCACUUUCACAGGGUAUUAUCGUCAUUCUCUUUCACCCUGUGAUGUAAUGCAUCACCCUCAUGCGUGAAGACCACAGCCACAGGGCUUCAACAUUUGACACCAGCAGUAUCCUGGAUGCAACAUUGCCCAUGAUACAGAACAAUAACAGUAAUCUCUGAUUAGCCAAAUUGUUUGAGGCAGACCAGAAAAUGGUAGGAGAAUCAGAUGUUCAGCUAUCUCAGUACUAACUGUUGUGAGGUUAGAGUGACAUACAAUGAACGCAUGCUAUGAAAUUAAUCUGAAUUACUUUAAUUUCUGGUAAUUGAUGGUCAAGAGAUAGGACCUGCAGGAAGGGAUUCUUUUGAAAGAGUCAUUUAUCUAGGUUUCAAGAUAAAUUUUGUUUUUUAAGAAACAAAGGCAUUUGUAAAUCAAUAAGAAUAGUUUCAGCUUUGGCAAUCUUUUAUCACUGAGUGACUAAAUAUUUCUGAGUUGUUAACUGUUAGAACAGAUACAACAGAAACAAAGGCAUAUCUUGUACCAUAAACAGGAUUUGCUGGUCAUUUUAGUGUUGUGAUUUUUCAGGCGAAUUUUUCUCUUUAAUGGUGAGCAGUUGCCUCUCUCCUUUUAUAAUAAAUUGAGAAAAAACCACAUGGGCAAG